Molecule: messenger RNA, 870 nt
Organism: Schistocerca nitens (vagrant locust)
Lineage: Eukaryota; Metazoa; Arthropoda; Insecta; Orthoptera; Acrididae
Product: oxidoreductase-like domain-containing protein 1
Exons: 2
Coding region: 342-680 (112 amino acids)
Cellular component (GO): mitochondrion
Source: RefSeq, a predicted model, not a curated record
ACUAGAGAUCUCUGUUGUAAUGAUAAGUGGUGAUGUCUUUAUGUUAUAUGUAUGUAAACAUUGGGACAUUGUAAACAAGACAACUUUUCGACCAAAGCUUUUUGCAAAACGAUUGAUGUUAAAAGUUAAAUUAUAUGCACAAUAGAAAUACGCCAUGACGUAUUAAAUAUUUUGCAGUACAGCGUAUAGGGCAUAAUUACGGUUGUUGCUGAUCGGUUUUUGCAUGCUGUAGAAAUUCGAUUAUACCUUUACGGUAAUCUUUGUUGAGUUCUAUAUAAAGAAGUGUAAAAAUAUGCCCACUUGUUUGGUUUAAAUACACUCGGACCGAUUGUGAACGGAAGAUGCAUGUUUAUCGCUUGUGUGGAAUAUUCAGGUGUCGUAUGUUGCUGUGUAUCAGAGACACUUCAGUCUAUAGACACUGUAUUUCAUCAGAUGAUGGAAAGAAAGGUGAUGUGAUAUCUAGUGAAGACAAUACUGGAGAGCUGCCAGAAGAACCCACCAACUGCUGUAUGUCUGGAUGUGAAAACUGUGUUUGGAUACAGUAUGCAGAGGAACUCUUAAAAAGAUUUUCAGACGGUGAUGAGAAAGCAAGAACUACAAUUCUUAGUAAAGUAUCAGAUCCAUCAAUGAAGUCAUUUUUAUUAACAGAGCUAAAAAUGUUGAAAAUGAAAGAGAGUUAAGAUACUGUCGUAAGGAAUCACUUAACAAAUAGAUAAAUGAUGUAAUAGUAUUAUCUAUCUCCAUCUGUUGUAUUUGUUUUUUCAAAAAUUUUAUAUUGUCAGCCUGGAAGUUUUGUUUACAAACAUCAUGUAAUAGAAAAAUGUAACACUUUCACAACUGAGAGUUUUAUAAGAAAAUUGAAACAAAUGA